Molecule: messenger RNA, 2207 nt
Organism: Microcebus murinus (gray mouse lemur)
Lineage: Eukaryota; Metazoa; Chordata; Mammalia; Primates; Cheirogaleidae
Gene: RPS6KL1
Product: ribosomal protein S6 kinase like 1
Biological process (GO): protein phosphorylation
Molecular function (GO): protein kinase activity; ATP binding
Source: RefSeq, a predicted model, not a curated record
ACCUGGCUGCGGGGCCGAACGCAGCGGCCCGCGGUGCACGCUCGCCCGCGGGGGUGAAGGGGCGGUGGCGGCCGGGGCAGGUCCGGCCCCGCGGACCGAGCUCCCUGCUCGGGCAGACCCCAGCGGCAAGGCAGCCAUGAGCCUGGUCCUCUGCGAGUGCCUGCCCAGCCCUGGCCUGGAGGCUGAGCCCUGCUCACGAGCACGCUCCCAGGCCCGUGUGUACCUGGAGCAGAUUCACAACCGGGUGGCUGUGGGGGCGCCUGACAUGACCAAGCGUGACUAUCUGGUGGACGCGGCCACACAGAUCCGGCUGGCCCUGGAGCGCGACGUUAGUGAGGACUAUGAGGCAGCCUUCAAUCACUACCAGAAUGGCGUGGACAUGCUGCUCCGUGGCGUACACGUCGACCCCAACAAGGAGCGAUGUGAGGCUGUCAAGCUGAAAAUUACCAAGUACCUGCGGCGGGCAGAGGAGAUCUUCAACUGCCACCUGCAGCGGACGCUGGGCAGCGGAGCCAGCCCUGGCACGGGUUUCAGCAGCCUGAGGCUCCGGCCCAUCCGCACGCUGAGCUCUGCCCUGGAGCAACUGAGGGGCUGCCGGGUGGUCGGGGUCCUUGAGAAGGUGCAGCUGGUCCAGGACCCAGCAACUGGAGGGACCUUCGUGGUGAAGAGCCUCCCCAGGUGCCACGUGGUGAGCCGGGAGCGGCUGACCAUCAUCCCGCACGGAGUCCCCUACAUGGCCAAGCUGCUGCGGUACUUUGUGAGCGAGGACUCCAUCUUCCUGCACCUGGAGCAUGUGCAAGGAGGCACUCUCUGGUCCCACCUGCUCUCCCAGGCGCACCCCGGGCAUGCUGGGCUCAGGUCGGGCUCCACUCAGGAGAGGAUGAAGGUUCAGCUCAACUCCCACCUCAGCCUCCUGACCCCAGCGCGGCUCCCCCGCGGCCACACCCCCAGGCAGGACAGAAUCUCCCCGGAGCCUCCUCGGACUUCUCAGAGCCUUCUGCCGGCAAAGGAGGCCCCAUCCAUCAGACCCCAGGGAGAGGCUGAAGAGGAAUCCACAGCCAGGACUAGCACUUCCUGCUCCUCGGACCUUCCAAAGGCCCCAAGUGGCCACCUGCACCUUCAAGCCAGGCGGGUGGGCCAGAGUUCGAACCCUAGGCCCCCUUGGGGGCUCCCUUGGGUUCGUGAGGGGGCUGACCGGGUGCUGGGGGCCUGUGGCCGAGGCAGGGGUGAAAGCCACCUGUCAAUGCCAGUGGAUGGGGCCAGCCAGAGGUGUGGCAGGGCCGCCUGGACCGUGAGGGAGGAGCAGGUGAAGCAGUGGGCGGCGGAGAUGCUGGUGGCCCUGGAGGCACUGCACGAGCAGGGGCUGCUGUGCCGGGACCUCAACCCCCGGAACCUGCUCCUGGACCAGGCAGGUCAUGUCCGGCUUACGUAUUUUGGCCAGUGGUCAGAAGUGGAGCCCCAGUGCUGCAGGGAGGCUGCGGACAACCUGUACAGUGCCCCAGAGGUGGGUGGGAUUUCUGAGCUGACAGAAGCCUGUGACUGGUGGAGCUUUGGGUCUCUGCUGUAUGAACUGCUGACAGGAACGGCACUGUCCCAGAGCCACCCCUCAGGAAUCCAGGCCCACACCCAGCUCCAGCUGCCCGAGUGGCUCAGCCGCCCAGCAGCCUCCCUGCUGACUGAGCUGCUCCAGUUCGAUCCCACUCGGCGCCUGGGCGUUGGAGGCAGUGGUGUCAGCAAGCUCAAGUCCCACCCCUUUUUCAGUGCUAUCCAGUGGAGCAAACUGGUAGGGUAAGAGGGGCCGAAUGGGUGAUGGAAGCAGCUGGCCUGGUCUGGAUCUCCUCUGUCACCCAAGGCUCCCCCUGGGCCUCGGAAGGGGCAGCUCCUGGAGAAGCGGAGGGCGAGGGGCAGUGAGGCUCACCCUGCUAAGCAGCCUGCACCUCCCACCCACCGGUCAGCAGACACCUGUUGCGUGCAUGCCUUGUACCUUUCAUGUGGACCUGCCAUGUUAAAGGGUGCCUUCUGUGGCACUGGCUCUGAACUACUGACCCCAAAGUUUUGUGACUCACGCACUGCCGUGUUGUGCCCAGCUUGGGUCAUCUCUGAAGACUCAUCUCAGGAUACUGACCUACUGGCUCAGUGGACCCAAACCAGGCUGUCCUGGCUGGUCAUCUUGCAACAAGUGGGCCUCUUCCACCAGAAGCUGUUCC